Molecule: messenger RNA, 1663 nt
Organism: Loa loa (African eye worm)
Lineage: Eukaryota; Metazoa; Nematoda; Chromadorea; Rhabditida; Onchocercidae
Exons: 9
Coding region: 150-1406 (418 amino acids)
Biological process (GO): mitotic sister chromatid cohesion; maintenance of mitotic sister chromatid cohesion
Cellular component (GO): chromatin; SMC loading complex
Molecular function (GO): double-stranded DNA binding
Source: RefSeq, a predicted model, not a curated record
AAAAAAAUUAGGAGAAGAAAAAGAUUUUUUUUCUAGGAAAUAUAAAAAACGUUCAUCAAUCUACGAAGUAUAGUCCAACAGAACAAUUAGGUCCAAAAAUUCCUUCAAAUAUCUUAAUCAAAUCGUACUACAAAUUUCAUCUGUCAUCAAUGUCAUCAUAUUUUUUGUUUCUCUUAAUAUUACAGAUUAUAUCGAUGGAUUUAAGUCGGGAAGAAGAUCUGAUGAAAAGUAUAAUGGAAGUAAGUGAAAAGUUAGUAAUGCUGAAUCCCGACAAUGCGUGUUUGGAUUAUAUCAAAGCUUUUUGUUGUACGGUCCAAAUUUGUUUCUUCAUAUCAGCUGGCUUGUUAAAAAGCACAAAAACAUGUUUGCGACAAUUGCAAACAUUGGUGCAAACAAUGAAAUUAACCUAUGAUGAAACAGUUCCGGUAGUAUGGCCAGCUUUUGAUUGGAUGGGUAAAGAAACGCUAAUUGCGCUUACAUACGUUCUUACUGUGAUACAAAGUUUACAAACAUGCCAAAUUGAAAGGGCACAUAAAUAUCAUUCGAUUGCUAUGCGGCACAUUACUGACAUGCGACGUUUAAUGACUAAAUCAAAUUGGCCAGUGAUAAGGCGUGGAGCGUUGGAUUCAUUGGCUGCAUUUGAAAUCAUACUAUUGGAAAAUAUUUCCGCCGCACAAUUGAUGCUAGCGCGACCGUUGGAGACUAUAAGUGUUCUAGGUGCUAUGAUGGAACGAAUGAGGCAAAGUACCGAUUUAUUUAGUCAUUUUGAAGCUCAGUUGCAUACACUACUGGGUAUGUAUUGCUGGUUUGUGCAUUUACCAGAUGAUGCAGAGCGACAAUUUCAGGCUGCUUUAAGAACGGCGAAAGACACAGAAUCAUGGACUGUAGUAAACUUAAGCUUAGCUAUCCUGUAUUUGUUGACAUGUCGUGAAGCUGACUUUUAUGGAUUAUUCGAGCGAAUUACACCUGGGAAGUUGCAAUCCAGUUCGUCACUUCUGAAAGCGUCCGCUCAUUUCGUGCAUGCACUGCAUUCUUAUUUGCAUUCCAGGUUGCAAGAAGCUAAAAGUCAUAUAACAGAUAGCGUAACAAUCGUACGUGAUGAGGGUGUACCACGGAUACAAGCUCUUGCAACGCUUCUUUCCGCUAAACUAGUUGCUGUUGAUGUGCCUGAUAUGUUAAUUGCUGCAAAUAAUUUUGCAACGAAAAGUUCCGACCAUUCUUUAGCAUUGUGGUUAAAUCAAAUUAUAUACGAGACCCAAAUACAAUAUGGACAUGUUGAGCAAGCAAAAAGUGUUAAAAUGAAAUUUGAUCAAAUGCAAAUGCAUAUUUCACAAGCUGUGCAAGAUGCCAUUAAUUCACCUGCGCAUUCAUUAAUUCAGUGGGAAGGUGGUACAGACGCAUUCUAAUCAAGACAUUGUUGAUCACUUAUCAAACCAGCCAAAUGGAUCACAGUAAUUCAGUAGGUCUCGUAGUUCACAGCCAACUUCACAGCAGAUAUUUUGAACUUCUUUCAGUGUUGCUGGUCGCAUCAAAUUUUCUGAAAUAGGAAACAAUUCUAAAUUUUGGUUAAAAUAAAUCUCAUUCUUGACUAGUUAAAGUAUUUCAAAAGGAAAAAGUUCACUUCUGAAGAUCGAAAUUCACCUCUUUGUUUUAAAGAUAUUGU